AUGAAUAAUUCUGACCGUGAGUGGAUGUAUGAUAGAUUGUUGGAAGAUGGAUUCAUAAAUUCUAGGUUUAUUGAUGGAGUUGAGAGCUUUGUUGAAUUUGCUAAAAGUCAUCCUGAAUGUAUGGAUGGUGAAAAAUUAAGAUGUCCUUUUAAUCAUCGUAAGUGUCAAAAUAAAAAUAUUUUGGAUGAGUUUACAGUUAUGACACAUCUUGGAAAUAAUGGCUUUGUACCAAAUUAUUAUCGUUGGCAUCAUCAUGGAGAAAGUUAUGUUCCAGGUCCAAGUGUGUUUGGUAAUCAUCAAGAAGAAGCUUCAGCUUCAGGUGAAACCCUGAAUUCUCAGUCUCAUAAUGAAUUUCAAGCUAUGGUUUUUUAUAUUGCUGGGCCUUCUUUUGAUGGUAACAUAGAAGAGGAUCCAAAUUCCACAGCACAAAAUAUUUAUAAUUUGAUUAAAGCAUCGGAACAAGAAAUUUGGUCGAAAAAUCCACAUGGACACACACAACUAUCUGUCGUUGCUCGUUUGUUGAAUCUAAAGGCGAAACAUCAUUUUUCUGAAAGAUUAUAUGAUGAGUUGUGUGAAUUUAUAUCAGAAUUGAUGCCAACUGAUAACAUAAUGAUAGAUAGCUUUUAUAGUACCAAAAAGCUAAUGAGAGAAUUGGGCUUGCCGGUUAAAAAGAUUGAUUGUUGCAAAAAUGAUUGUACGCUUUAUUGGAGGAAGGAUAGUGAACUUGUCAAUUGCAAGUUUUGUUCUCACCCUCGAUUUAAGAGAUCAAAACAUCAAUGCUCCAAGAAGAAAACUAAUAUUUCUUAUAAGAUGUAUUAUUUUCCUUUAGCUCCGCAUUUACAAAGAUUGUAUGCAUCUGAUGCUACAGCAAAACAUAUGAGGUGGCAUUAUGAGCAUGAAAGGGAUGGUGUGAUACGUCAUCCCUCUGACUCUCCUGCUUGGAAAUAG
Capsicum annuum is the source of this 948-nucleotide messenger RNA. RefSeq lists its product as uncharacterized. Bases 1 to 948 code for a protein of 315 amino acids. The record is from RefSeq and is a predicted model, not a curated record. The transcript has a single exon. Lineage: Eukaryota; Viridiplantae; Streptophyta; Magnoliopsida; Solanales; Solanaceae.